Molecule: messenger RNA, 6329 nt
Organism: Gopherus flavomarginatus (Mexican gopher tortoise)
Lineage: Eukaryota; Metazoa; Chordata; Testudines; Testudinidae
Product: zinc finger protein with KRAB and SCAN domains 8-like
Exons: 5
Coding region: 2329-3690 (453 amino acids)
Biological process (GO): regulation of transcription by RNA polymerase II
Molecular function (GO): DNA-binding transcription factor activity, RNA polymerase II-specific; RNA polymerase II cis-regulatory region sequence-specific DNA binding
Source: RefSeq, a predicted model, not a curated record
CAGGGGCUAAGAAGAUGAAUUACACAGGUGGCCCAGUAAAAACAUCUGUGAAUGGCCUGGAGGGUGAACCAGAUUUACUGAAGAGUUGACACAAUUUGAAAAACAAAUUAAUUUAUAAAACUCAAAGAGUAUUCUUGUCUAAUUUGAGAAGGGGGAAACUGGCCAAAUGCUGAGGAGAACUGAUUCCCUCUGUCCAGUUUGAACCAUAGUCCUUUAGCAUUAGAAAGAAUUUUUUCAGAUCAAUAUUUUGCUACUGGGAUAUGUGCCAUAGUGCAACUGGUAGCACAUGAGACUUUUACUCUCAGGCCUGUGAAUUUGAUGCCCCCCAACACCAUCACCAUUAGGAUAUGCCUCUCUUUUAUUUUUUUAAGCAGUUAUGAACUCCCACAAAGGAAUGGAAUUGGAAUUUUUUUAAUUCCACAUAGCACAGGGCUGUUUCUUAUCUAUUUUGCUGUGGAUUAUUCUUGGGGAAGAUGGAGAAAUCCCCUAAAAAAAUCUUUGUCUGUGUUUAGACUGCCCCAAUCCCAAACUAACCCUUUUUGCCUCGGAGAAAAAGAAAAGCACUGCCCUCGCUGAGCGUGAUGUAACCUCCUGGGCUCUGUCAGUAAUGCUGAAAGUUGUGCCACUCUGUGCACGUAUUCCCACCUCUCUCCAGAAUUGUGGCAUCAGAAGCGGAAAUUUGCCAUCUUCUGAAAAUGCUUGUUUUGAUUCCUGUCAGUGGGGAUUGUUUCAGGUUAAUCUCGGACGGGGCUGAUUGUUUCUUUACAUCCUGAGAUCAGAGCACAAAUGUCCCACACCUCUCUGCUGCACAGGAGCUGGCCUUCUGUUCAUGUGGGAAUGUUCCCUUCUUCCUCCAAGACAGUGCUUUGUGCUCAUGCCUAGCGGUGACUCAGCACUUUAUGAAAUAGACCUAAAAUGUCCCUCUACAUAAACAUUGCUCUGUUGAGCUUUAGCCCAGAGCUAGGGCCACCUCCCCUGGGUCUCAAGUUAGUGAAUCUCAGGGAGGGUCAGACACAAUCAGAUGCUGGGCUCUUCCACACACCUCACUCUGUUGACAUCCCUGUGUUGGUGUCACUAGGUAGAAAUCUCCUUGCUUAAGGCCUAUGUGAACCAAAGUACCUCCAUAUUAGAAGCUUUUGUGUUAGCCUCACUAAACUGAUGUAAUCUUUUGUACUAAAAUGCUGACUUCUGUACUAAUGAGUGCUGACUGUAACCACCUGUGUUAUAAGCUAACUGCUAAAACAAUAGGGCUGUAGUUAGCAGGGCCGGUUACUACUAGACACUGCUCAUACUAGAUAAGAUAAAUGAAAAGCAGAUGUGAUGGCCAAGGCCAUGUGCCUGAGAAAGUAGCCCACACAAUGAACAGCAUAGAAAAAAGGAUAUAAGGGGGGGGUAUAAAUAUUAGUGCCCCGUCUGUGUGCGAUGUGCAGGAUUUGAGAUUGUUUCUUCCUUGCACCUUAUUUGAGCUCAAAUAAACUUGGCUGUUUGCUUCUCCACCCUGGUGUGUUCAUUGGCGCUAAGCACUCUGGGCAACGAACCGCUGUUGCUUGCCUCUGGCACUUCUGCGUCAGCAACACCUGCAUCCUGAGCUGGAGCUCCUGGCUAUUGCAGCUCACUCUGCUACUUCAGUUGGGAGAACAAAACCUGCCAAAAAGUCAGAGUUUUUUCCUUACUGAGGCAAAAAUAAGAUGACAGCAAAUUUUUAUGGCUGAUCAAAGACAGUUCAGUGAUUUUUUUAAAAUUUUGUUUCUAAAAAAUCACUGUUUCCUCUAAAUAACAGCAUCAAGAGACAUAAACAUCCCUGUUUCAGAUACUAUAUCCCAGUCUCUACACUCUAGCCUGUCACUGGUAACAUCCCCCACACUGGGGAAACUGGCCAGAGUUUUGCCCUCUUUUGUACAAUUUUAGUCACGCACAUUUCCCCAAAGAUAAAUCUCACAGCACAAACCAGAAAAGACCUCAUCACAGCAGAGUCUGAGAAUAACCCGGCCCUGGACCUGUGUUUGCUAAAGUGUCAGACGUGCAAAAAUCAGUGAUCUUGGGAGAUGUGGCAAGAGGGAAAGUGGUGCUCACAAAUCAUUGUCAGAUGUCAUCUUUUGGCUGAUAGGCUGGACACCCUGCCUCAUCCGGCACACAAAGAGGAUGAAGUUCAGGCUGUUCAUACAACCCAGCUUUUCCCAACCCUGAGUACUCAACUUUGGAACAUAAAUAACAUUCUUUUAAUGUGUUUUUUUUGCUGCCUGGAGAGCCGGACGUUCCUACAGGACCUACAAGUGAGUGACAGGGUUUGUUCCUGAGCUGGAAUUGCAGUGGUUCCAAGGAUAGACAAUGGCUGCUGAGCUGAGUGCAAGUGCAGCUUUGGGUUUCCAGCUCCAAGCGCCACUACAGCAGCCCCCAAUGAAAAUGGAGGAGCAGAACCCAGUCAGCCCCAAGCCAGGGGAGAGAGCAGAAGGGGCAGAAAAAGCCCUUUGUGUCAUCCAGGCUGGUACCAUUGGGGGGCUACUGAAAUGGGCAGCACCACGAUGGGUCAAGCAGGAGCCACAGGAAGAGCCAGCCACCCUCCAUGGGGAUGACACUCACAUAGAGACGCGGCGUCGGCGCUUCAGGCAGUUCCACUACCAGGAAGCCAAGGGGCCCCAGGAAGCUUGCAGCCACCUUCAGGAGCUCUGCCAUGGCUGGCUGGAGCCGCAGAGCCGCACCAAGGAGCAGAUCCUGGAGCUACUGAUCCUGGAGCAGUUCCUGACCAUCCUGCCGGAGGAAAUGCAGAGCUUGGUCUGGGAACGUGGCCCUGAAACCUGUGCCCAGGCGGUGGCCCUGGCUGAGGGGUUCCAGCUGAGGCAGCCAGAGUUUGAGGGGCGAGGGCUACAGGUCAUGGUGCGUGUAAAGGUUGAGGAAGUGGCCUCAGAAGAAAAGGCGUCCCCUGGGGAACUAUGGGAAUCUGCUGGCUCCAGACUAGAGCAGCCACAGCCCCAUCCCGGGUGUGCAGCCCAGGACGGGGUAUGGAAUGAAGCUUCAGGAUCCCUGUACAAGCUGCUUCAUGUCCCCAAAGACGAGCAUCAGCCCCUCCAGGGAAUAGCUGAUGGCAAGGCCAGUAGUGACAACAAAGGGGAAACAUGUCACCCAGGAGAGCAACCAAACCACAACACAAACAAUAGGCAGCAUCCCCCUGGGGAACACAACCCGGCAGAACAAGCUCAUAAGCGCACCAAGAGUGGGAAGGGCAUCAGUGUCGGCUCUGCACCUAUGACAUCCCAAAGAGUCCACAGGAGCAAGAAACGCUGGACCUGUGAUGAGUGUGGGAAAAGACUUGGUGACAGCUCAGCUCUCACAAAACACCGGAGGAUGCAUGCCGGCCAGAAACCCUUCGUCUGCACUGCCUGUGGUAGGAGCUUCAGCCAGAGCUCGGUCCUCAUGACGCAUCAGAGAACUCACACCGGGGAGAGACCUUACAUCUGCACCGAGUGUGGGCGAUGCUUCAGUGACAGCUCCAACCUCACUCGGCACCAGAGAACCCACAUGGGCCAGAGACCCUAUAUCUGCACCGGCUGCGGGAGACGCUUCAGCCAGAGCUCACAUCUCACGAGACAUCAGAGGACCCACAUGUCUCAGAACCAUGGGCACAGCUGCACAGCAGGUCCUGAGCAGCUGCUGCCCCAGAGCAGCCCCAUGGCAGGGGGCCUUGUGGCCUAGCAUGUGUCAGGUAUCUGGGCCUCUGCCUUGGUCACACACAUAGAGAAUGGGAAAGAGUUGGGGAGAAGUGUAGGGAGCACUUUCCUGGGGUGACUGAAUGCUGCGAGGAGGGAUUGUGAUGGGUGUUCACAGUGAGAAGCGGAUAUGGUCUUAUGUACUAAGAGGUUGGGGUGGGGGUGAGCUGGGAAUCAGAACUCCUGGGUUCUGUUCCUAGCUCCAGGAAAAGUGUGACAUCUAGAGUUGGAGCAGGACUGUCAGUUGGGAGAUCCUGAGGUCUGUUCUUGAGGCUACAGAUAUGUUUUCUCCCCAGGCCCACACCCUCUGUUUGUAAAAGGCUUUUGGCUCCAUGCAUGGAAACACUGUUAAGUAAUGAAAAGUAAACAGGGGCUCAAGGACAGGGAUGCAUUUGCAGCCAAUAAGUGGCUGGAUACAGAAAUGAUGACUCAAGAUGGGAGGAGAAGUGCCUGAGAUCAACAGAGAAUCAAAGUCCAUUUCUAAUUGAGCACCCCAUGGGUUUGGGGACCCAGCAGGGCAGAAGGGUUCAACAUCCCACAGCUCUCUCCAUCUCACCCGCGGGUGCUGAGCAGCUAGAUCUAAAGGAACAUUCCUGGGCUGUAAAUAUAGACUCCCAGGCCCUGAACUCCUCUGUGUCUUGCACUUGGCCCUGCAGGCUCCUUUCUGCUUGUUUGGGCUUUAGGGGUAGCAGUAUCAUGUGUUUUCUUUUUGCCUGGCUGCUGGGAACCUGCCUUGGAAUCCUGAAUUCUCUGUAAACAAGGCCCCAAAUCAGGGGUUCAUUCUAUUCCAGACACUCUCUUUGCAGGUGUUUGUGCUUCGCCUGCUGGGAGGGAGCAGCCAGAGCAGUGAAAAUGCAAAUACUGCUUUAGCUGUAGUAGGAGCAUCCUUGUCUCUUCUAAAGCUUCUUCCCCAGCUCUCAGCCUGGAGCUCCCCACAGUUUUACAUUGCAUCUGUCCCAUUUCUGUCCUCACUUGGGACUCUGCUACCCUGCAGCUCCCAGGCCAUAUCCAAACUACACUUGCACAGUAACAUAGUAGACAUUUCCAACAUCGACAGAAUAGAUUUUUCCAUCAAUGUUUUUCCACCUCUCCGAGUGGCAGUAGCUAGUGUGGUGGAAGAAUUGGUCUAACACUGGAGGUUAGAUUAACCUAACUACGUCACACAAGGCACAGUUUUUUUUCCAUGGCUUUAAUGAUGUAUCUAGGUCAAAUUUUUUAGGUGUAGAUCAGAUCUUAGUCCUGAGGACCCAUUACAGCUUGGCUUUGUCCUGGUAAUUGUUAAAUGCUGCACUGUAGCCUAGUCCUAACCGUAUCCAUGUAACAGGGUUACAAUCUCGGCCCAGCCAAGGUCACAAGGACAUGGCUCUGCUCUGCACUGGAACAUUGACCCAUGCUGUAACCAGGUUCUUAUGAAAGUGUUCAUGGGCCUGGGAUAUGUGCAUAGUGAGGGGGAAAUGCUGAGAUUGCUAGCUGUGCUGCCUUGGAGAAAUGAGACUCUGAAGCUCUGAGAGCAAAGGGCCAAUGUGUCAUACUCUCCACACAGGGCCAGAGCAAAGAUCCUGAUGUGCUGCAGCCAAAGGUCCCCACAGGGAAGCUGCAGUGGCCAACAACAAAUCAUGGGGGGGAAAGAAACGAAAAGACAAGGCAGAGCCAGGGACACAGCAACUGGCUAUGGGAUGGAGGCAGUUGGAGCCAAUAAGCCUGGGGCCAACAUAAGAAUGGCCAAACUGGGUCAUACCAGAGGUUCAUCUCCCCCAGUAUCUUGUCUUCCAACAGUGGCUAAUGCCAGGUGCUUCAGAGGGAAUGAACAGACAGAUAAUCAAGUAAUCAUUUCCUAUAGCCCUUUUCCAGCUUCUGGCAAACAGGCUACAGACACCAUCCUUGCCCAAUAGCCAUUGAUGGACCUGUCCUUCAUGAAUUUAUAAAGUUAUUUUUUGAACCCUGUUAUAGUCUCAGCAUUCACAACAUCCUCUGGCAAAGGGUUUCACAAGUUGACUAUGCGUUGUGUGAAGAAAUACUGACUUUUUGUUUGUUUGAAACCUGCUGCCUAUGAAUUUAAUUUGGUGAUCCCUAGUUCUUGUGUUAUAAGGAGUAAAUAACACAUUCUUAUUUACUUUCUCCACACCAGUCAUGAUUUUAUAGACUUCUAUCAUAUCCCCCCCUUAGUUGUCUCUUCUUGGUUGAAACGUCCCAGUCUUAUUAACUUUUCCUCCUAUGAAAGCUGUUUCAUACCCCUAAACGUUAUGCUGACCUUUUCUGUACUUCUUCCAAUUCCAAUAUAUCUUUUGGAGAUGGGGCUACCAGAGAGAGAGAGACAUCAUGAAGAAUCCCCUAGCUACCACCUGAGCUGGAACAAGAGCUGUACCAGGGAAAAGAAUUGUGCCCAGGCCUGGAAGGUGUCCAGUCUGAAGAAAAAACUUACUGAAGCAUCUCUGAGGGUGAGAUUAUCUGUAUUCAAUUUGAUUAGACAUAGAUUUGCACAUUUUAUUUUAUUUUUUUGGAUGACUUACUUUGUUCUGUCUGUUACUACUUGAAACCACUUAAAUCCUACUUUCUAUAUUUAAUAAAAUCACUUUUUACUCAUGAAUUAACUCAGAGUAUGUAUUAAUACUGGGAGAGCAAACA